Molecule: messenger RNA, 1146 nt
Organism: Nelumbo nucifera (sacred lotus)
Lineage: Eukaryota; Viridiplantae; Streptophyta; Magnoliopsida; Proteales; Nelumbonaceae
Source: RefSeq, a predicted model, not a curated record
AUGAGGAAUAUUUUCCGUUUCUUCAUCAUACGGCUUACUUCAUUGCCACCAUCGUUGACCCUGCCUCCUCCAGUUGGGGCUCCUUCCCUUGUUGCUGCUUCAGACACUAGUUCUCCAGGUGAAGUCUUAUCUUCCCCAUCGUCCUCUCAAGAUGCUGCGCCUUCAUCUUCCACUACUGAAUCCACUGAUUUUGCCUUACAACCUUCUUCUUCCUUGCAUCCGAUGACCACUCGAGCUCGACAUGGCAUAUUCAAGCCAAAUCCAAGGUAUGCCUUACUUGCUAGUCCCCUUGUUGAAUCUAAGCCGACUUGUUAUUCUCAAGCUCAUAAGGAUCCUCGGUGGGUUCUUGUCAUGACUGAUGAAUAUAAGGCCUUGCUUCAAAAUAAAACUUGGACCCUUGUCCCAGCCCCACCUGAUAAAAAUAUUACUAGAAACAAAUGGGUUUUUAAAAUCAAGCGCAAGUCUGAUGGUUCGGUUGAACGUUUCAAAGCACGCCUUGUUGCCAAAGGCUUCUCCCAAGAAGCAGGCUCAUCUUCAUCUGCCACUAACACCCUCAUUCAGAAUCUUGCCUCUCAGUUUUCUCUUCGUGAUUUGGGCUCUGCAUAUUAUUUUCUUGGUGUUGAACUUUACAGACCGUCAUAUGGUCUUCAUCUGUCUCAACACAAGUAUAUUGAUGAUCUUCUAAAUCGAGCACAACUUCAUGAUGCCAAACCUCUCUCCACUCCUAUGUCUACCUCCGCUCGUCUCACCAAGUCAGAAAGUGAACCGCUUACUGAUCCCACUUUCUUUCAUAGCAUUGUUGGCGCUCUUCAGUAUGUUACUAUUACUCAUCCAGAAAUUACCUUUGCUGUAAAUAAGAGUUCUAAAGAGCAACCUAUAGUGGCACGAUCUAGCAUUGAAUCAAAAUAUCGCAGCUUAGCCUCUACUGCUGUAGAAUUUUUAUGGCUUCACAUGCUCCUCCAAGAAUUAGGUGUUUCCCUCUCUGUGACUCCUUUGAUAUGGUGUGGCAACAUGGGAGCUAAAUUUCUUGCUAACAACCCUGCACUUCAUUCUCGCUCCAAACACAUUGAGUUGGAUAUUCACUUCAUUCGGGAGAAAGUUGCAACUAAGCUUCUUGAUGUACGAUACAUACCCUCGGCGGAUUAG